Molecule: messenger RNA, 1305 nt
Organism: Cololabis saira (Pacific saury)
Lineage: Eukaryota; Metazoa; Chordata; Actinopteri; Beloniformes; Belonidae
Product: N6-adenosine-methyltransferase TMT1A-like
Exons: 2
Coding region: 21-749 (242 amino acids)
Molecular function (GO): S-adenosylmethionine-dependent methyltransferase activity
Source: RefSeq, a predicted model, not a curated record
UCCGGUCGGCGUCGGUCACCAUGUCUCUCCCUAUGAGGUUCUGGAUAUUUGUGGUGAACCUAUUAUGUUUGCCCCUUCAUCUGAUAAAAGCGGUCGGCUUGUACGAGCCAUACAAACGCAUCUUUCCCAUGUACGUGAACCGGAUCACGAUGGGCUACAACAAGAAAAUGCAGGACAAGAAACGGGAGCUGUUCCGCAGCCUGUCCGAGUUCAACAAGCAUGGCGGACCGCUCACUAUCCUGGAGAUCGGCUGCGGCUCGGGCGCAAAUUUUGAGUUUUAUCCUGCUGGUUGCAAGGUCAUCUGUACCGACCCGAACCCACACUUUCAGAAAUAUCUGGAGAAGAACAUCGCCAAGAACGAGCAUAUCUCCUGCGAUAGAUUCGUGGUGUUAUCCGGGGAGGACAUGGGGUCUGUGGAGGGCGAGUCCGUGGAUGCGGUGGUGUGCACGCUGGUGCUCUGCUCCGUCACCAGCAUCGCCCUGACGCUCAGGGAGGCGCGGCGCGUGCUGCGGCCAGGAGGAGCCUUCUUUUUCAUUGAGCACGUGGUUGCCGACCCCUCGACUUGGUCAUAUUUCUUCCAGCAUGUCCUCCAGCCUUUCUGGUACUACUUUGGUGAUGGAUGUGAGGUCACCCGGGAAACAUGGAAGUACGUGGAGGCAGCUGGAUUCUCUGACCUCAAGCUGAGACAUGUAGAAGCACCGCUCAUCUUCAUAAUCAAACCACACAUCAUAGGCUAUGCUGUGAAAUAGGCUCUGUCUGAUUAGUUUAGUAACGGGCCAUCUGCACAACUGUUACCGGUACAUGAAUAUAUCAAGGUAUAUUUUUUGCUCUUUGCUGGUGUGACAUUUUCAUCAAUAAUAAGAGUGACAGCUGUUGGUGAAAUGAUUAUUUUUACUUUUGUAUUAACAUAAAGUGUGGUGUUUUGGUUUAAAAAAAAUGUGUUUUUUUUCAAAGAAAGAAUAUUUCUUAACAGAGACAGCACAACACACUAAUUUGUACGAUGUCAAAUAUAUAUUUUUUGGUUGAGUAUUUUUCAUCUUCAACCUGCUUGCUGAUAAAAGGAAAAUAAUACUCAGGUUGGGAAACUGCAUCAGCAUUUACCUGUAAGCCAGUGUGUUAUUUUGCUCAAUUUAUUGUAUGUUUUUUGCUGUGAUUAAAAGAUUGCAAAAAAAGUUGCUGGUUAAAGUGUUCUGCAGCAUCUUAACAGAGAAAAAAAUAAUAAAGGAAAGUACAAAUGAGUAAAUUAUUCCACAAAACGCACUUUACCAGGUACUGUAUUAUACCCAAGGCUUAAAAAAACAUAAC